Molecule: messenger RNA, 1246 nt
Organism: Rhododendron vialii
Lineage: Eukaryota; Viridiplantae; Streptophyta; Magnoliopsida; Ericales; Ericaceae
Product: serine/arginine-rich SC35-like splicing factor SCL28
Exons: 7
Coding region: 144-947 (267 amino acids)
Molecular function (GO): RNA binding
Source: RefSeq, a predicted model, not a curated record
GGGUUUUCAUACAUAGGGGGCGUUUCAGCCCCGUAUCUGAGAGACCCUCGAGAGAUUGACCAUUACUGUAAAUUUUAGGGUUAGGGUUUUGCACGAACCAGCUAGGGUUUAGGGAGAGAGAGAGAAGAGAGAGAAGCAUAUCGAUGGGAAGGUACCGAAGCAGAAGCAGAAGCCCCAGCCCGAGGCGAAGCAGCAAGCGAUACGACGACCCUCGAGACUCCUCCAGGUCUCGCCGCGACCGGCGCUCCCCUGCUCCUUCUGGUCUCCUCGUUCGCAAUAUUUCGCUCGACGCAAGGCCAGAAGAUCUUAGAAUCCCAUUUGAGCGAUUUGGUGCGAUAAAAGAUAUUUAUCUACCCAAGAAUUACUACACUGGGGAACCACGAGGCUUUGGAUUUGUGAAGUUUCGUUAUCCUGAAGAUGCAGCAGAUGCAAAGGAACAGUUGAACCGUACAGUUAUUGGAGGACGCGAGAUAAGAAUUGUUUUUGCUGAAGAGAACAGGAAGACACCUCAUGAAAUGCGUCGGACUACACGCCCAAGUGGAAGGGGAAGUUACAGGAGGCGAAGUCCAGUGGGGUCACCUAGACGCCGCCAUCGCUCUUACUCAGGCUCCCUUUCCCCAGCAAGAAGUGAUUCAAGGGAUCGCAGGGCAAGGGAUGAUGAUUACUCUCCACGUAGAUCUAGAUCUGUUUCGAAAUCAGUUUCGCCCCGUGAUGAGAGAAAUUAUAGGUCAAAGAUGAAGUCUCCAAGGCGUUCUAGAUCCAUUUCCAGGUCUCCUUCUCCACGCGAUAAGAGGAAUUACAGAUCUGACCUCAGGUCCCCAAGCCCUAGAGUGAAUGGUAAGAACCCGCAUGAUGAGAGGUAUGAUGAACAAAGCAGGUCACAGAGUCCAAGGAGAAAUGCGCGGAUCCCCUCGAGGUCUCCUUCUCGAUCCUUAAGUCCUCGCUGAUGGAUGUUUGACUUGCGUUUCUGUUGUCCUAUGGCCCUGUCCCUCCAGAGUGUGCUCCUUAUAAAUUAAAGCUAGAUGACUACCUUAUAUGUAGAACUUGAAUUUAGUUGACUUGACAUGUUACGAAUGAUGUUAUUGCCGUUUCGUCUUUGUCUUUGUUAGACGAACCCUUGUUAUGUUUCAAGGAGUUUAUGAUUUUCGUAUUUAGCAGUUUGUAUCGUUGAAUUUGUUGUUAUGGUUCCCGACUACUCUAAGCAGUUUCUAAUUAUGCAAAAUGCAUGCUGAACCCUAUUUUGUUC